GUAGCUGAAAGUUGCUUUCGCAAGAUGGCAGAAGAGGAAGAUAUCACUUAUGAAGAAGAGGAAGAGGAGGAAUACAUAGAGGAGGAAGCACAGGAAACUAUUGUGGAGACGACAAAAAAGGCACCAGUGGCUCCCAAACCUGCCCCUCCUCCCGCAACGGUGCCUCCCCUACGCCGAAAAUCAUCUGCCAAUUAUCGGGCCUAUGCCAUUGAGCCACAUGACAAGAUAAAAUGCAAGAUAUCAGCUUCUCGGAAAUUGCAACUCAAGUCAAUGAUGCUCCAAGUGGCUAAGAGGGAAAUGGAAAAGGAAGAAGAAGAACGCUCCCAAGACAAAGAGAGGUUUCUCUCGGACCGCUGCAUCCCUUUAGAAGUGGCCGGACUCAGCCUCACGGAAUUGCAGGUCAGCAUAGAAAUGUGGGAAAUGAAGAGCAUAGAAAUCCAGAUUGUAGUCCAUUCUCAGUUUUGGAAGCUCCAUGAGGGACCUGGGGACCAGCCACUGCCUCCCAACCAAUCACAUCGGGCUGAUGUGGGGAAGAAUAUGAGAAAGGAAAACUGUGAGAAUCGGGAAGUAGGUGAUUGGCGGAAGAAUAUCGAUGCUCUGAGCGGCAUGGAAGGGCGCAAGAAAAUAUUUGAGACCUCGGUCGCAGGGCAAGCCUGAGGCACGCAAGGUGUGGUUUCCUGUGUGAUCUCUGCUCUGUAGAUGCUAUCAAUCCCUUGUGAAAUCUCAUCCUCCGACCACGUUCAUCAUUGGAGCAAAAACCUCACCUUGGAAUUUUGUUCUCUAUAAUUUCCCUUCCUGUUGCUUUGGGGAGCAUAUUAACUCUGACCCUCCUCACAAGAACAAUGCGUUUAAAACUUGGAGUAUGCAUGCUUGUAUCGAUAGUACAAGCAGCAGCUUGGGUGCCAUCAGAAAUGCUGCAGAGGAUAUGCGUUAGACAUGGGGUCGUCCGAUCUUGAGAACUUAAAACACUUAGACUUCAACUCCCAGAAUUCUCCAGCCAGCCAUGAUGGCUGGGGAAUUGUGGGAGUCGAAGUCCACUAGUCUUAAAAGUUCCCAAGGUUGGAGGUGUCCUGCUUUAGAUCUUGAAUUUGCUCAGUGCCUCUCUGUUCUCAUUAAAGCAGCUCAAUUCUUCUUUCAGGAUUCCACACUAACAGGAAAAAUAAAGGAGUUGCUGCUUUAAAGGUGGCGUGAAGAAUGGAUCUCUUUUAAAGCGGGGGGCGGGGAGGAUUUCU
This is a messenger RNA of Thamnophis sirtalis, 1232 nucleotides long. Lineage: Eukaryota; Metazoa; Chordata; Lepidosauria; Squamata; Natricidae. The record is from RefSeq and is a predicted model, not a curated record.